This is a messenger RNA of Helianthus annuus (common sunflower), 980 nucleotides long. RefSeq names its product probable 6-phosphogluconolactonase 1. The coding region runs from base 109 to 903 and encodes 264 amino acids. Lineage: Eukaryota; Viridiplantae; Streptophyta; Magnoliopsida; Asterales; Asteraceae. The record is from RefSeq and is a predicted model, not a curated record. Gene Ontology annotation, biological process: pentose-phosphate shunt; carbohydrate metabolic process. The transcript is spliced from 4 exons. Gene Ontology annotation, molecular function: 6-phosphogluconolactonase activity.
GUUGUUUUGGAGGUAUUAUAAACGUCUAAAAUUGGUACCAUUUCUUUUGUAUGUUUCUACGUGAAUCAUCACCAUCUUCAUUCACCUUUUGUUUUCUUUCUUUAAAAUAUGGCUCCUCAAGUGUUGUUGAUCAAAGAUAAAAUGGAAGUGAGGAUUCAUGAAUGUUUGGAUGAACUUAGCACGGAUUUGGCUGAUCAGAUAGAAGAAUUAUGCGAAGAAUCGAUCAAAGAUCAUGGAGUUUUCGCCGUUGCUAUAUCUGGUGGAUCGAUCAUUAGCUUGAUGAGGAAACUCAGUGAAGCUCCCUAUAAGAAGACGAUUGAUUGGUCUAAAUGGUAUAUAUUUUGGGCUGAUGAACGUGUUGUGGCCAAAAAUCAUGUUGAUAGCAACUACAAGCUUGCCAAGGAUAAUCUUUUGUCAAAGUUACCUAUUGUUCCAAGCCAUGUAUAUUCCAUCAAUGAUUCUCUCACCGCAGAAGAAGCAGCAAGCGAGUACGAGUUUGUCAUCCGCCAGCUAGUCAAGACACGGGUAGUCAACGUUUCCAACAUCAGCGACUGCCCCAAGUUUGACCUGAUCCUUCUCGAAGUGGGCGCAGAUGGCCAUGUUGCCUCUCUUUUUCCUAACCACCCGGUCCUUGAAGAAAAAAACGAAUGGGUGACCUUUAUCGCCAACGCACCAAAACCACCGCCUGAAAGAAUCACCCUCACCCUGCCGGUAAUCAACUCUGCCGCAAACGUGAUAAUGGUGGCAACAGGCGGAGUGAAAGCAGAGGCUGUGCGCAUGGCUAUCGAUGACAUGGAUCCCGAAUGCUCGGUUUUGCCAGCUAGGAUGAUUCAACCUAGUGUAGGGAAAUUGGUGUGGUUUUUGGAUGUUGAGGCUGCUUCAAAGCUCACAAGGUUUUCUUAGUUUUGUGGUCUUGAUAAAAAAAAUUAUGAGAUUGUUAGUAGAGAAAUAUAUUAUAUAUACAAUAUAGUUAUAAUUUA